UUCAGGUUCUCCUCUGCCCAUCCCUCCAGCCUGCCGAGCUCUCUCUCGAGGGCCACACAACCCUCUGGGGUCUCGGCCCCUCCUCCCGGCUUUGUGCCACCAGCGACCUUUCCGAGCAGGCCCUUCUCCCCUCUACCAGCUCCUGCGGCCGGCGCUGGGGCCCGCUGCGCCCGCGGCGCUGUUGCGGAGCAACCCCGCGCGUCCCGGGGGCCGGGCGAUCUGGAUGGAGUCUCAGUAUCUGAAGCAAUGCCUGGGAAAUUGCUUGAAGAAAGGACUGGCAGAGGUUGUAGAGCGUCGGCCAGCAGAUCCAAUAGAGUAUCUUGCACACUGGAUUUACAAUUACAGAAGAAACUUAGAUGAAGAAAAAGAGAGAGCGCUGGAGAGAGCUGAGCUGGAAGAAGAACGGGAGGCAGCCCUAGCAGAACUUGAAAGGUUAAAAAUCCAGGAAGAAGAGCAGCAGAAACUUGAAGAACAACAUCAGGCUGAGUUGAAGAGAGAACGUGAAGAGCUGGAAGCACAGAAUAAAGAAGCUGAAAUGCAGUUGCAGCAGGAAGAGGAAGAUGAAAAUAUAGAAACUGAAGAUGAACCUGAAGUGCUUACUUCUGAGGAGCCAGAUGAGAGUGAACCAAGUCAAACAGAGCUCCCAACAGUAAUAGAAGAAGAAAGUUAGAACUGACCUGAAAGCAGUAAAUAUAUUUUCUACUCAUUACUUGCUGACCCUGAAGUGUAGUAUUUUGAUUUAUGUAUUUUAUAAAUAGAACUGAUUUACAUACCUGUUUUUCCAGUGUUUGUUUUUAAGAUGUUUGUAUAAAGUUGGUUAAUUCUGACACUGAUUCUUCCUUUUUGUUCUUAAACCAUUGCAGCUAGCAUGGCUCACUUGCAGGAAUAAAACUGCAGCUGAAGUGAAAGCAGCAAAUAUACUUUCCACUUAUUGCAUAUCAAAGUAACCAUAAUAAAUACAAACAUAUAACUAAUAUGUCAAUAUGAUUUGAGGAUAGAUGCUACAAUAUGAUAAUUUGAAUCCAUAUUAAAAGAAUAAAAAAUAUUGAAAAUUAUUUUACAAGAA
Molecule: messenger RNA, 1066 nt
Organism: Catharus ustulatus (Swainson's thrush)
Lineage: Eukaryota; Metazoa; Chordata; Aves; Passeriformes; Turdidae
Product: DPY30 domain-containing protein 1-like
Exons: 6
Coding region: 224-670 (148 amino acids)
Cellular component (GO): Set1C/COMPASS complex
Source: RefSeq, a predicted model, not a curated record